This is a messenger RNA of Zea mays, 840 nucleotides long. RefSeq names its product glutaredoxin-C15. The transcript has a single exon. The coding region runs from base 60 to 377 and encodes 105 amino acids. NCBI's taxonomy places the organism in Eukaryota, Viridiplantae, Streptophyta, Magnoliopsida, Poales, Poaceae. The record is from RefSeq and is a predicted model, not a curated record.
CACUACUAGAGUCCCGGUGUUCGCUAGGCAGCUCGACCAAGAAGCCAAGAAAGACUGUGAUGGCGAAGAGGGUGUCGAGACUAUCGAAGAAGGCAGUGGUGAUCUUCACGACGAGCCAGUGCCCGAUGUGCCACACGGUGUGGAGCCUCUUCCAGGAGCUCGGUGUGUGCGCGGCGGUGCACGAGCUCGACAAGGACCCCCGCGGCCCCGAGAUGGAGCGGGAGCUCGCUCGCCGCCUCGGACGUGCACCAUCUGUCGUCCCCGCCGUUUUCAUCAGCGGCAAGCUCGUCGGCUCCACCGAUAAGAUCAUGUCGCUGCACCUCGACGGCAAGCUCGUGCCCAUGCUCAAGGGUUCCGGCUGGGACAUAUGGCUCUGAAUCCACCCGCCCAUUCCCGAUCCAUCGAUUUCUGUCCAAAUCAAUCCGCCUUUGAGUACCUACCUUCCCUAUGCCAAGUAUAUACGUAGGUUCCAAAAAGAAUAUAUGAGACUACUUUUGUAAUGCGGCUAGUAGUCUAACGUCUAGCUGGGCUAAAAAAAGGUUGGGGAAUGGCUAACUAAUCAUGAGUUCGAAUGUAAAUAGACAAUUGUAACUCUGCCCUUACCAGUUUUUUAACGAACCGUGAUGAUUUUCAAAUUACCUCUACCGAAUAUAUCACUGUUAGAAACGAUUUUUAGAAAUAUCUUCAUUUUAAUCAAAGGUGGCUCUAUCAAGAAUAACCCAUAGAAUUGGCUCUGUAUAAAUCCAUUUCUAAAGACAGGUGAAAUUUCCAGCAAUCUUUAGAAAUGAAGAAAUUGAGAUAUUUUUAGUGAAGGUAGCACUACAGUAAUCCAGUUAAUCU